AAAGAUCUCUUCAGAGAUCCCAAAGUUAGAAAAUCCCUGGAGGUCAGGCCGCACAAAUCAUGAAUUUACCUCAGUGGCUAAGCUGUAACCAACUUCCUCAAAGCACCCCUGUAUCCCAGAGAUCUAUGUUGAAGCGAAGAGUGUGGUCGCUACUCUCUGCCCAUCUAAGGGCGGAGCGUUCGACUCGUCCGCUGUCUGCUCGCCCCCGCCCUGUCGCAGAGAAUUCAUUAUGUAAGGUCGUCACUCCCGAGCUUCCUGGUUUCAGGUCGUCACUCCGAAGUUUCCUGCUUCCAGCACGUCACUACCGAGCUUCCUGGUUUCAGGUCGUCACUCCUGAGCUUCCUGGUUCCAGGUCGUCACUACUGAGCUUCAUACUUCCAGAGUUGGAGGAAGAUGCCAUGGAAUCAACUUCUCCUAACCCAGAUUUGGGAGAUAAAGAGAAACCUAACCCAUUAUUUCUGGAGAAUAGAGAAGGAAGGGGAAGACACAAAUAAAAUUUGAGAUUUUUUUAGGAAUUAUAUAUUUUUAUGUGGGGUCCAGUUGAUGUGUAAUGUGAAAAAAUAUAUUUUUAUGUGAGGUCCAGUUGAUGUGUAAUGUAAAAAAAAAAAAAAAAGGGCUAAAAUCGCCGCAUAGGAUUAAAAUGGGUGAGAAUAG
Messenger RNA from Rubroshorea leprosula, 654 nucleotides. The record is from the annotation of a GenBank genome assembly. NCBI's taxonomy places the organism in Eukaryota, Viridiplantae, Streptophyta, Magnoliopsida, Malvales, Dipterocarpaceae.